This is a messenger RNA of Pogona vitticeps (central bearded dragon), 606 nucleotides long. The record is from RefSeq and is a predicted model, not a curated record. Lineage: Eukaryota; Metazoa; Chordata; Lepidosauria; Squamata; Agamidae.
AUCUGCAUGGAGUGGCUGCCAUUUGCCAAGACAUCCUCUACUGGGGUCAAAAGAGCAAGGGGGGGCGGAGUGGGGCCUUGAGUCUCCUCUACAGCAUGGGCACUGUUGCUCCCUCUAAUAUUUAUCUGUUCCUCGUAACUACACUGGUGUCCUUUGGAAGGCUGGAUGCAGCCAUAGAGCCUUGCCCAACCCCAUGUCAUUGUACCUUGGAAAUCCUCAACUGCAGCAGGACCACCAACCCCCCUGGACUCCACCGUGUGCCAUUUCCCAAACCUUAUGGACAUCCCCGUGUUUUUUUCUUCUUAGACUUCACUGAUAAUGCAAUUUCUUCCAUUGGAAAACAUGUGUGGAGAGCCUACCCUUGGGCUGAGUACUUGGUUCUCAAGGGCAACAGAUUGAGCGAGCUGAAGAACACUUCUCUGGACGGACUGCUUUCACUCACGCACCUGGACUUAUCGUCUAAUAAAAUCAAGGUCAUUGAGAAGAAUGCAUUCGAACCUGUCCCAUUUCUGCAAUUUAUAAAUCUCAGUGGCAACCUUAUUGGACGGAUCACUCCGGGGGUAUUUCAAGCAUGGCAUGGAAUGCAGUUUUUGCUAAACAUGUAAG